CAGAGCUGCCAUGGGCGGUACUCCUGUCUAGUGCUCCAUCGGUAACACUAAGCUGCAGAGCUGCCAUGGGCGGUACUCCUGUCUAGUGCUCCAUCGGUAACAAUAAGCUGCAGAGCUGCCAUGGGCGGUACUCCUGUCUAGUGCUCCAUCGGUAACACUAAGCUGCAGAGCUGCCAUGGGCGGUACUCCUGUCUAGUGCUCCAUCGGUAACACUAAGCUGCAGAGCUGCCAUGGGCGGUACUCCUGUCUAGUGCUCCAUCGGUAACACUAAGAUGCAGAGCUGCCAUGGGCGGUAUUCCUGUCUAGUGCUCCAUCGGUAACAAUAAGCCGCAGAGCUGCCAUGGGCGGUAUUCCUGUCUAGUGCUCCAUCGGUAACAAUAAGCCGCAGAGCUGCCAUGGGCGGUAUUCCUGUCUAGUGCUCCAUCGGUAACAAUAAGCCGCAGAGCUGCCAUGGGCGGUACUCCUGUCUAGUGCUCCAUCGGUAACACUAAGCCGCAGAGCUGCCAUGGGCGGUAUUCCUGUCUAGUGCUCCAUCGGUAACACUAAGCCGCAGAGCUGCCAUGGGCGGUAUUCCUGUCUAGUGCUCCAUCGGUAACACUAAGAUGCAGAGCUGCCAUGGGCGGUAUUCCUGUCUAGUGCUCCAUCGGUAACACUAAGAUGCAGAGCUGCCAUGGGCGGUAUUCCUGUCUAGUGCUCCAUCGGUAACAAUAAGCUGCAGAGCUGCCAUGGGCGGUACUCCUGUCUAGUGCUCCAUCGGUAACACUAAGAUGCAGCACCACCUGCAGCCUGGGGGAGAAAACCCAGCUUUCCCCUGAGAGAAACACAGGGAUCCCUCACACCCACCCUCCCCCAACACACAUGCUGAAAACAGAACCACUACAAUAACAAAGUAAAAAAAAUAGCUUUAUGUGGUGAUGGAAAGACUUCCUCUUAACACUUACCAUUCCCUCUGCUUGGAAUGCAUAUAGAAAACUUUUAAUAGGACUAAAAUUGUACACUAUAACUAAUUCUCAGUAUCUAGACCCCAUUCUUCUUCCUCUUCUUCCUGAUUUUCUUUCCUAGUCCAUUUCUUUUUGUCCAGUAUUCCUUUUGUUCGUAGGCAGUUCCACUGUGAGUCCUUUACUCUUUCUCAAUCAUUCAUUGCUCACUAUGUGUCAUGUUCUAUUCGAUGUUGGGGAUGUAGCAAUGAAUGAAACAGAAGACCCCUGAGCUCAUGUUCUAUGGGGAAGUUGAAGUAGAAAAAAACUCAAAGGAAUAAAUAAGGGAAUUUCAAGAGGUUUGAAGGAAAUUUAACUAGUUAAUGUGAUAGAGGGACCUAGGGAUAGGGAAGGGCAUGGACUGCUUUAGAAAGGAUGGGAAAUCUCUUGGGGGAGAUUAAAAUUGAACUAAGAUGUGAAUUGCAUAGAAAAAUUCAGCCAAGGAAAAGCAUUCCAGAGAAAGAGUGUAGCAGUGCAAAGGCCUUGCAGAAGGAACCAGUUAAGAAAGUCCAAAGAUGAAAGAAAGCUAGUGUAGCUAGAGCUUGAAGAAUGAGGAUGGCAGUGGGAAGAUGUGAAGGUCAGUUUGCAGGGGCCGGAUAUAUCAGGCCUGGAAGGUGAUAUAGCUGUUUGAAUUUUAUUCUAAAUGCAAUGAGAAACCAGCUCCUAGCAAGAUAAUAAAUUGUUUUUCCAGAAUGUUAACUGUCCAUUAUUUAGUUCCUUUGUAUUCUCAUAAGCUGAUCAUAUAAACAUUCCGUGACAGUAGGGCAUCCAUUAGAGAUUUAUUACAUAAGGGAACAUGGGACAUGCAAGAGCAGAUGACAAACGUAGAAACUCUCUACUUCACUUGGUAUCUCUGUCCUUUCCUCAUCUUUCUGAUAUUUUAAAGCUCUGUGUUCCUGCAUACAUAUGCUAUCUGUUCCUUCAUUCUCUUUGAUAAAUUCAUCAUUUGCCUUUACACUGUCAUCUGUUUUUACUCCCAAAUGGUUAACAUAGGUGCUUUUUUUGGAAUCAGUUUAUUAUUUCAUAUUUCUGUGUCAGUCGCUAGGAGAAAGACCAGGAAAAUAUGUUAAACUCUAAACCAAAAAUUCCCAUUCACUGCAGAGUAAUGAUUCCCAGCACUGCUGCAAUUCAGGUAGUGGGGUGAACGGAAGCCACAACACAUCACCACCACAGUCCUAAGAAAUUAAUUUUUUUGUUUGUUUUGGUCUGCUAGCUCUUCCAAAUUUCCAAUUGUUUUUGACAUAGUCCCAAGGAUUUUCCAAAUAAUAUCCAACCUAGAAAACAGUUUCAGUUAAUAAGCAUGCUUCAGCAAAUUCUAUUGUAGUUGGGAUAAAAAUAUCCACCGGCUUAAAAUUACCCAAUUUUAUGUCAUGUGUUGCUGUAACUCAACAGUGCAUCGUACUGCACAUAAAAAUCCCACAGUAAUCAACACCAAUUAAAGUGCCUCUCCACCUAAAUCAAAUUACCAGCUAAAUAAAUUCUCCCAAAUGAGGAGUGUAUUAAGGUAAAUUAGAUUAGUUCAAUCAAACUUGUAUUCUGCAGUUGCACUGUAAUAUUCUCACCAUUUGUCUUCAAACAACAACAGGAAAAGAAUUUACAAUGCAAUGUUCCCAUUAAAGAAACAACAAAAUCAGUUAUCAAUUUUUAAGCAAACAAAAUUUUCCUCCCUUCUUUCAGCAUUUACUGGGGUAUGUAGUAGGUUCUGCCUGGCGCAGCCUACCAGUGAUAGAUGAUAAAAACCCAGGCCACCAGUAGUGCCCAGUCUGGGUAAGAAUAUGGAAUAGAUGCAGAUGGGUUUGCAGGAAGAAGUCUACUUGAGAACUCAUUUGAUACAGGGAGUCAGAAGUUGCUCUAGAGAGAGGAGGUGAUGCUCAAGGUGAACCCUGGAAGAGGUGUAGGUAUUUGUGAAGUAGUUAAGAGGAGGGGAAGACGUCCCAGGCAGAGGCACAACUUGACACAGUGAAAGUGUCAGGAAAAACAGAUGAAGCUAGAGAAGUCAGAGAGCCAAACAGGGAGGGCAUCAAAUGCCAGAAGCAGGUUUAGACUACAUUGAGGAGAGCCAGCGAACCUGUGACGACUUUAGGCAGGGAGAUGAUCCGAUUUGCCCUCUAGAAAAAUGUUAGAAAGAUCUGCAUUUGGCUGUAAUGUAGAGAAUGGGUGGGAGAAGCUAGACUAGAAGCUGAGACCUGAAACGAGGUCAUUGGAGAAAUUCUGAUAAGACUUGAAGGGAGCAUGACCUAGGGCUGUGAGAGUGUGGAAGAGAGGAAGAGGCUGGUUCUAGAGAAGUUUAGAAAGUAGAAGAGAACCCUAUCUGUUGUUUCCCCAAGCAUCCCUCACUUCAAUCCGAGCUCUUACUCUGGCAUUUGAGGCUUUCCCUGAUGGACUCUUGUGAUGUGGGAUGUGAGGCAGAGGGAAGGAUGAAUGCCUUGGGUAAGGUAAGGACCUGUGCCCAAGCAAAGAAAGAUGGCCUAUUAUCCAGAAAGGACAAAUUCACUAGAGUGCCAUAGGGACCUCCAACUUAAGCUGCCAUUCCCAGUCCAAAAAUUAAAAAGUCAGAUUAGGUGUUAGAUAUAGUGAACUCAAAGUUUUUCUUCAAAGAAUCAGUGUGUCAGUAUCUUCAGCUCUCUUUUUCUUUAAUUCUCCAUUUUAAAGUUUAAUUUCCUAGUUCAUUGAACCUCCUUGCCUCUAGUUUUGGUAAACAACUUUCCCACCAGUUCUAAUCAGCUGUAACCAUCUCUCUCACCAAACUACCCACCCCACCACUCCAGCUCAUACCCCUGCUCUCUUUAAAAUAGCACACAAAUGCGGAAAGGGCAAUGACAGAUGACAGAUGGGCAGGGCAGGGCAGCCCAGGAAGAGCAAAUGAGUCAGAGUCUGUCAGGCUUGGAAGUGGAAGGCACAGGUCAGGCGAAAGGGUUCUCCAAAGGUGUCCACAUCUUAAUCCCUGGGACCUGUGAAUGUGUUAACUUUCAUACCAAAAGGGAUUCUGUGGAUGUGAUUAAAUGAAGGAAUUUGAGAUGGGGAGAUUAUCCUGUACUGUGUGAGUGGGGCCAAUGUAAUCCUUAUAUGGGGGGCACAGGAGGGUCAAGGGCAGCGAGAUAGAUGUGGCAAUGGUAGCUGUAGUCUGAGAAGGUCUUUCAAGGUAGAGGAAGUGACUGUGAGCCAAGAAACACAGGUGGCCUCUAGGAGCUGGAGAAGGCAAGGGGAAGUAUUGUUCCUAUACUUCCAGAGGGAGCACAGCCCUGAAAGAACCUUAAUUGUAGCCCACUAAGAAUUGUAAACUUCUGACCUCCAAAAUAGUAAGAUAACAGCUGUGAGUUGUUUUAAGUCACUAAAUCCAUGGUAAUUUGUUAUAGCAGAAACAGGAAGCUAAUCUAGGCUCCUCUAGAGUCCAGGUUAAUGAAAAGGUACCAAGCAGCUACAGAUUUCUCAAAAUUCAAGUAGAAGUUUGGGGAGAAAGAAAUAGAGGACUCUAAAUUACAUAUGCCUUUGGUUACCAUAGACACAACUUUUGAAACAAAGUCAAACAAUCUGAGUUGGCCAUGCAAAUACCUGAACAGCAGAGGCGAUUACACUAUUUUUCAGGCAACCAGGCAUCAAAAGUACUUUCCUGUUUUUCCUUCAAAAUUCCAUGCCAUUAUCUCAUCCACUAACCAAGAAACUGAGAUUUUUGUCCUUGGGAUGACACCUCGCUGCCCCCAUCAGACAGUCACAAACCUCAUGAGACUGGACUUGGUCCUUUACUUUUUUUAUACCCAACAAGGAACUGAGAGCACCCCUGUAGCCUCUCUAAAGGAGAAAGCCCCUAAUUGUGGUGACUGCUCUUUUAUGAAGGGCUGGGAUCAGGUUCAAGGUGUGGUAUAACAUAAGGUUGGAUUCUCCCCUGAGUGUGGCAGGCAUCCACAUCAAUGUGUCCAGCUUCGGAAACGGCAUGACAGAUGGUGGCCAAGCAGCCUAAGAGAUGCAGGCUAGGUCCCAUCAAGCUGUGUCCCAGCACAUUCUGGGGAGGAAGCCGCAGUCAGGAGAGCUUGGCUACUCCUGAUUGGGUAUCUUUAGGUGAGCUAUGCACCUACGAGCCUUAAUGUUGUCAGUGGGACUUUGUAGGGUCUAAUUUCACUGCCUACCCAAUGACCCUGAUGAAGGCACAGUAAGUGUACAAAUAUAUAUCCAAAAAUAAUUCCUCUUAAGGUGUUUUAAGUGUCACCCUUAGUGCCCUUGACAUAGUCACCAGAGCAGCAAAGGAUCCCACUAACAUCUACAUCAGAUGGUGUCAGUGCUCUGAGCCAAAUCCUCUAGUGCUUUCUGACCUUAUCUAUGGUCCUCACAUUGGCCUAUGAGGCCUACCAUGAGCUGCUCGCCUUCCCCCACUCCUUACUAAUCUGACCUCUUCUGCUUUUCCUUACUCCUUCCAUGCCAGCCACAACUGUAUUCUUGCUCCUCUUCUAACUCAGGAGGUCGGCAAACUUUUAAGGGUCAGUAUCUACUUUCAUUCAGUUUUUUGGGCAAUACUGUCUUCAGUGGCAUGACUCAGCUCUACUGUUGUACUGCAAAGGCAGCCAUGGCUGUCAUGGCCAUUCAUAGGCAAAUGAAUGAGUGUGGCUGUGUUCCAAUAAGGUAAUAUCCAACAAGCCAGGGACUGGAUUGGACUGCAGCCUGCUGACCCCUGCUCUAACUCUUGUCACACAUCUGCCUCCAGUUCUCUGCUGCUCCCAGACAUCCACAUGGCUCUCUCCCUUCCUCCUGCAGGUCUUCAUUCAAACACCACCCUCUCAGGAAGCCCUGCUCAGACCACACUAGCACUGCCACCCUGCUUUUGCUCUUAACGCUCAUUUUGGUUAUUGCCUGUGAGCAAUAACGACCAACUAGAAUAGAUUUUUGUCUAUUUUUUUCACCACCAAAUUCCCAGCUGCCUUUUAUAUAGCAGGCACUCUAUAUUAAUUAACUGAGUAAAUCAGGCUUGUUAGAAAAUUUAGAAAAAGGGGAGCCAUUUCAAAAACAACAUCCCAAUGUACCUUAACACAGGAUAAAGGUUUCCAGUAUCUAGAAAAGCCAGGUCAUCAGAUUACAUCAUAAUUAGUGAUGUCAUUGUUGGGAAAACUCUCAUGGCAUUCUCUGAUUUAGGCCUUUCAGCCUUGAAUCCAGGGAGAUUGAGGAACUUUCUGAGAGUGGUACGGUUCUUGACAACAUGUGGGCUCCACCGGCAGCACUCAUACGGGAUGGGCCUGCCAAGACGGUCGGUAACCAGGCCGCCGGGCAGACACAGGCCCUCCAGACUGCCUCCUUAAGGGAUGGCCCGGUGAAGCAGGCCGUGUGGGUUGGCCAUGGUUCAGAGCCACAAGAACCUACUGAAUCAAAGGCAGCCACAGAGAGGCCCAAGAAGGUGGUGACCAAAGCAGUGGUUGUGGACCUGGGCACUGGCUAUUGUAAAUGUGGCUUUGCCGGACUGCCAAGACCCACCCACGAGAUCUCCACAACAGUGGGCAAGCCCUACAUGGAGACCGCUAUGACUGGGGAUAAUCGCAAGGAGACAUUCGUGGGGCAGGAACUCAACAACACAAAUGUUAAUCUCAAGCUAGUUAAUCCUCUGCGACAUGGCAUCAUCGUGGACUGGGAUACAGUGCAGGAUAUCUGGGAAUAUCUCUUCCGACAAGAGAUGAAGAUUGCCCCGGAGGAGCAUGCAGUCUUGGUUUCAGACCCACCGCUGAGCCCACACACCAACAGAGAAAAGUACGCAGAAAUGCUGUUUGAAGCCUUCAACACCCCUGCAAUGCACAUUGCCUAUCAGUCCCGCCUGUCCAUGUACUCCUAUGGAAGAACCUCCGGCCUAGUGGUGGAGGUUGGCCAUGGCGUGUCCUGUGUGGUCCCCAUCUAUGAGGGUUACCCUUUGCCCAGCAUCACCGGAAGACUAGACUACGCGGGCUCUGACCUGACAGCCUACCUGCUGGGCCUGCUGAACAGUGCAGGGAAUGAAUUCACCCAGGACCAGAUAGGCAUCGUGGAGGACAUCAAGAAGAAAUGCUGCUUUGUGGCCCUGGAUCCCACUGAAGAGAAGAAAGUCCCUCUCAGUGAGCAUACGAUGCACUACAUGCUACCGGAUGGAAAGGAGAUUCACCUGGGCCAGGAAAGGUUCCUCUGCUCAGAGAUGUUCUUCAAGCCGUAUCUCAUCAAGUCCAUGCAGCUGGGCCUCCACACCCAGACUGUGUCCUGCCUUAACAAGUGUGACGUCGCCCUCAAACGGGACCUUAUGGGGAACAUCCUGCUCUGUGGGGGCAGCACAAUGCUCAGUGGCUUCCCUAACCGCCUGCAGAAGGAGCUAAGCAGCAUGUGUCCCAAUGACAGCCCACAGGUAAAUGUGUUGCCUGAGAGAGACAGUGCCGUGUGGACUGGUGGCUCCAUCCUGGCCUCACUUCAGGGUUUCCAACCACUGUGGGUCCGCCGCUUUGAGUACGAGGAACAUGGGCCUUUCUUCCUCUACAGAAGGUGCUUCUGAACGGCAAAGAGCAUGGCUGCUGCACUGGCAGUGCAUGCCCUUGGUUGGGCGAGCAUGCUCCUACACAAAGUGGGUGGAGCCGGGGCUUAUUCCUAUAGCAUUAAACACUCCUCACAUGCCCCUC
Messenger RNA from Callithrix jacchus (white-tufted-ear marmoset), 7591 nucleotides. The record is from RefSeq and is a predicted model, not a curated record. Lineage: Eukaryota; Metazoa; Chordata; Mammalia; Primates; Cebidae.